CAGGCAGCUCGGGUAAUAGAGGCUGGAGCCACUGUUUGGCUCCGUUGGAUUCUUUCCCGCUGUAGAGGGCAGCUGAGCCCCAGCCCUGCAGGCCCCUUCCCGCGCCACCCACCCGCCUACUCUGCAGCCUUGGUGGACGCCUCGUCCUCUGCUGCACAUCCAAAGGAUGGCCUACAGCUGCCCAGAUAAGAAGGGGCUGGGCACCCAAACCCAUGUUUGGGAGAAGCAGAAGAUUCAGCCCCAGAGGAAAGAUUGUCUGUCGCUAUUGGAGAGGCCCCCGAUGGUCUGGAACUCUGUGUUCUAGCCCACUUCGUUCCUGCCUCUGUGGCCUUAGGCAGGCUUCUCCCCCGUGUGUGCCUCAGUUUCCCCCGCUGUACCAAGAGUGGCUGUUAUAUUGGUAUCGGGGCCUUUCCAUUUCCGUAUUCCCGAGGCCUGCUGGUCUGAGGAUCAGCCGCCAGGGGGCGUAGCGAGCUCAGGCUCUGCUAUCGCCCCGCCCCCUCCAGACUUCUGGCCUCGGACUCAGCUGUUGCUACAGACCUGCAGGCAAGGCCCCACCCUGCCUUGUCCCCGACCAUGGCUCACCGCUUCCCUGCUGAAGAUGACUGUCCCCUUCCCGCAGUCGCAACCCGUGGUGCUUCUCUCUCCAUUGCCCUCCCCACCUCAGCCUUACGGGCACCUGGUGGGGGUAAAGGAUGGCUUCUGAGUCACCGCGCCUCCAGCCUCAGCAUGUUGUGGGCUUGGGAAGCUCGUAGUUUGCUGGCGAUAGGGCAGGGAGGAUGAAAAGGCCCUUCUUCAUUAACGAUGGGACCAUGUUUCUGGCGCCCCCCAUCCCCAGCCCCCCCUUCAGCCUGGGUGUCUAGGGAUGGACAGUCUGGGUGAGCUCUGGCCCAAUCCAUCAGGAUCUUAAUGCUGGGAUUCUGAGAAUCCUAGCCUGUGCUCCCGAGGAGCUUGAGGCUGGGGUCCAGGAGCUCGGGGUGCUAGGGGAUGCAGCCCCAUCAGGGGCACAGACACGCGUAGGGCAUCUGGCACCAGGUGCACUCCUACAGCAGCAAGUACACACAGCCUGAUGCCAGCCCCUGGCCAAGCCAGCAGCUUGACGUGCAUGGUCUGCUCAAGCUGGCAGGUCCUAGUGGGUGGCCAUGAGCAGCCACGGGGGGACAAGUCGCAGUAGGUGAGGCUGAGAUAAGGUGGACCUAGGUGAGGUCCAUCAGCCAGUGGCGCACAGCGAGCGCCGUUGCGGCCUGUAGUUCCCAGGCGCCGCCGCUGACAUUGUGGGGCGGUGGCAGUGCCUCGACACCGUGGGCCAGCUUGUCGUGGUAGAGCACCGCGUCAUCAGCCGGCUUUCGGCUCAGCAUGUGGAGCUGUGCUGGCCCAGGUCCACCGCGGCACAGCCCCUCCGCCACCAUCCAGAGGGGUCAUAGGAGGUGCCAGCAGGUGCAGUGGCAGCUCUGGGCACACAUGCUUGGGCUUGGGCACGUACUGGUCAUCGCCAGAGGCCAAGACAGGCUAUAGGGCCGAGGGCCCGUCGCGGACAAGCUGCACUUACACACCCUGCAGAGCCUGGGUCUCUGGGGACCACUCCCAAGGCCCAUCAUCUGUCAUCUACGUUGGGUGCAGGGUUCAAGGCCACAGUCACCAGGAGCAGCAGUUGGAGCAAGGGAAGAGGGGUGCCUGGGGCCCGCUGGGACUCGGGCCAUAGCGAGGCGCCCUUCCUGCCUUCCCCACAGGUGGUCUCCCUGGUUGCCACCAUCCUCCCUCCUCCUCUGCUAUCAUAUCAGCAGCUCAGCCUUGCUGCUGCUGGGAGCUCUGCCCUAGUACUGCCCCUGCCCAUCCAGAGCUUAGCCUCCAACAAGGAGGGACAUGGUGGGCUGGGGGCUCCCAAGCGGAGGGAGGACGGUGUGUCAGGGACCUCGGGGCUUUCAGGAUCCAGGCCUGCCACAUUUGUGAGUCCAGGCUUCUGGGAAUCUAACAGUGCAUUACUUUCACACAGGGUGGUUGUGGACCCCUAAAUUCUUAAAUCCCACCACACCAAGUCUGGAUCCUACAAUUCUGCUCUUCAGAGAUCACACGAUUCUACGAUUCUAAUUCCUUAAUUCAAUUUUGAUAGCUCUGAAUUCAGGUUUGGAGAAUCUAGGUAUGAUCCCUAAUAUCUUCAAUUCAGUGAGUCUCUGCUUCCAGAAAUUGGGGGAUGCGCUGCAUCUGGGAUGGGUGACAUGAGGCUUCAGAGGUGCCUGAGCACUGGUGAAAAUCCCAGGGCCCGUGGGAAGCCAGUUCUGAAGAGUCUCUUCCCGGCUCCUCAGGCCUCGGUUACAAGUCCUGUCUUCAUCAGCGUCCCCUCAGACUGUUUUCUCUCCCCUUUCACAGACUUCUUGACAUUCGCCCCACCCUCCCAGCUUCUAGAAAGACACCACACAGUGCCUACCAGCUCUCCUCUCCCUUAAUUCAUUACAGACAGCAUCCUGGCCCCACUACACUUGUCUAGUUUUCAACAACCACCUUGUUGCUGAAUCCAAUGUACCUCACACCCCGGGUGCUGGCCUCUAACCCUCUGGAAGCAUGUGGCCAUGUGGCCCACUCCUCCAAGAGGUCCAGACCAGAACCCCAUGACUGAAUGAUACAGCCAUUCACCGAGACCUAGUAACCUCUUCGGCUGUUGCCUGGACAAGAGGCUCCUAGUGGCUCACUCAUUAAAUCGCUCCCCUUCUAUUCAUCCUUUCAACCCCAGGCCGUAAUAAACUAAUUACACAAUAAAUGGGCAGGUCCUGUCCCUGCUCUAGAACCUCCUCUAGUUCCCCAUUCCCCUCAGGCUAAAGCCAGACUCUUUGGACAGGCACAUAAACCCUGCAGGCUUCGGGCAGACUGAACCCCUAGAACAAUCUUAGGGAAACUGAUGGGUCUCAGGAUUCUCCGGGGCCAGGAAGAGUAGUUCUAUCUGAAGUCUGCAGCAAAGGGGCUCCUGGAUUCCUAGCAUAGGACACCCCACUCAAGACUAGGAGUCCCGGGACUUCCCUGAUGGUCCAGUGAUUAAGACCCCGCGCUUCCAGUGCAGGGGGUGGUCGGGGAACUAAGAUCCCACAUGCCACACAGCGUGGCCAAAAAACCCACAAAAGACUAGGGGUCCUUUCUGAGCUUCGGUUGGAGCCCUUCUUGGAGCAGGGAGCAGAGACGAUGGGGAAGCAGGACCACAGGAGGUGAGAGGGCCAGGAAUGGACUGGGCCCUGGGCACAGAGGGGUUAACUACAAAGCGAGAAUCUCAGAGAGCGAGAUCAAUGGGUUACUCGCUGCAGAAAGAGGCAGAAGCAACGCAGAGAGGCAGAGGAGAGCCGGACAGAAGAGCAUGCCAUCCGGGGGAAAUCAGGGAAUGAGGAGGAAGUGGCUACUUCUUCGGAAGGAGUGCCCAAGUCCAGCUCAGCAGAGGAAGGCCAAGGAGAGGAGGGAGCCUUGGGAGGCAGACCUGUACCUGCAGGUGCCUGUCUGAUGAGGAGAUGGCUGAUGCCCAGAACGUUUCGCUGGACAGCCCAGGGAGUAUGGGGGCUGUGGCAGUGCCCGUGGUCUUUGCCCUCAUCUUCCUGCUGGGCACAGUGGGCAAUGGGCUGGUGCUGGCAGUGCUGCUGCAGCCCGGCCUGGGCACCUGGCAGGAGCCGGGCAGCACUACGGAUCUGUUCAUCCUCAACCUGGCAGUGGCCGAUCUCUGCUUCAUCCUGUGCUGCGUGCCUUUCCAGGCCGCCAUCUACACGCUCGACGCCUGGCUUUUUGGGGCCCUCGUUUGUAAGGCUGUGCACCUGCUCAUCUACCUCACCAUGUACGCCAGCAGCUUCACGCUGGCGGCUGUCUCGGUGGACAGGUACCUGGCCGUACGGCACCCGCUGCGCUCGCGGGCCCUGCGCACGCCGCGCAACGCCCGCGCCGCCGUGGGUCUGGUCUGGCUGCUGGCGGCGCUCUUCUCGGCGCCCUACCUCAGCUACUACGGCACCGUGCGCUACGGCGCGCUCGAGCUCUGCGUGCCCGCCUGGGAGGACGCGCGCCGCCGCGCCCUCGACGUGGCCACCUUCGCCGCCGGCUACCUGCUGCCCGUGGCCGUGGUGAGCCUGGCCUACGGACGCACGCUGCGCUUCCUGUGGGCGGCCGUCGGUCCCGCCGGCGCGGCGGCGGCCGAGGCCCGGCGCAGAACCACGGGCCGCGCGGGGCGCGCCAUGCUGGCGGUGGCAGCGCUCUACGCCCUCUGCUGGGGCCCACACCACGCGCUCAUCCUCUGCUUCUGGUACGGCCGCUUCGCCUUCAGCCCGGCCACCUACGCCUGCCGCCUGGCUUCGCACUGCCUCGCCUACGCCAACUCCUGCCUCAACCCACUGGUCUACGCGCUCGCCUCGCGCCACUUCCGCGCGCGCCUCCGCCGCCUGUGGCCCUGCGGCCGCCGCCGCCCCCGCUGCCCCCCGGGCGCCCGCCGCGCCCUCCGUCGCGUCCGGCCGGCGUCCCCAGGCCCUGCCGGCUGCCUCGGGGACGCUAGGCCUCGCGGGCAGCUGCCGACGGGCGGCGGCUGGGGCGGGGAGCCGGGUCGGGAACCGGUCCGCGGCACAGAGGCUGGCCGGGCCCUGCCUGCCCGAGGACCGGAAUAA
Messenger RNA from Globicephala melas (long-finned pilot whale), 4616 nucleotides. It is a transcript of the gene GALR3, whose product is annotated as galanin receptor 3. Gene Ontology annotation, molecular function: galanin receptor activity. Gene Ontology annotation, biological process: negative regulation of adenylate cyclase activity; neuropeptide signaling pathway. Gene Ontology annotation, cellular component: plasma membrane. Lineage: Eukaryota; Metazoa; Chordata; Mammalia; Artiodactyla; Delphinidae. The record is from RefSeq and is a predicted model, not a curated record.